UGCAAGGCAAAACUUUGAAGAAGAAAAAAAAAACACAUUAAAAAUCGACGAGGUCAACCUCAAAUUUUAUGAAUAAUUUCCCGACAGAACACACAACAAAGUUGUCUCAAAAUCUUUUUUAAUAAAAAGGAAGAAGAAAAAAACCUAAGCUGUUGAACGAUGGCUAAAGAUAGUUGUUUGGCCAGAAUCACUGCCGGAGUUGCCGUCGGCGGCGCAGUAGGCGGUGCUGUAGGUGCUGUCUAUGGAACUUACGAGGCGAUUAGAUUCAAGGUUCCUGGGCUUAUGAAGAUUAGAUUCAUAGGGCAAACAACCUUGGGCAGCGCAGCAGUUUUCGGUCUUUUUCUAGGUGCGGGCAGUUUGAUACACUGUGGAAAAUCUUACUGAUUCCCAUACAUUGGUUUAGCUCUAGAAGCUUUAAGUUUAUUGCCCUGCAGAGUUUCCUGGUGAGAGAUUUGUUUCUUUUUUUAAAAAGACAUUGAGCUUUUUGUUCAAUAAGUAUUUGAGUAAUCGUCUCAUAUGUUUCUGUCCGCUUUGUGAAUCACAAUCUCUUGGGUUUUGAUCAGUAACAGCUUCUUCUUUUUUUUUUUUUUGCCUAAGAUGAUCUUUUUAAUGAAAAGACCAUGUUACAAGGAGUUCUGUUUCAAAAUAAAGCUGUAUUAAAUAGAGCAUA
This is a messenger RNA of Eutrema salsugineum, 670 nucleotides long. Its product is annotated as reactive oxygen species modulator 1. NCBI's taxonomy places the organism in Eukaryota, Viridiplantae, Streptophyta, Magnoliopsida, Brassicales, Brassicaceae. Gene Ontology annotation, biological process: protein import into mitochondrial matrix; protein insertion into mitochondrial inner membrane. Gene Ontology annotation, cellular component: TIM23 mitochondrial import inner membrane translocase complex. The coding region runs from base 160 to 384 and encodes 74 amino acids. The transcript is spliced from 3 exons. The record is from RefSeq and is a predicted model, not a curated record.